Lithohypha guttulata is the source of this 1266-nucleotide messenger RNA. RefSeq names its product phospholipid-translocating ATPase rsb1 (gene RSB1). Gene Ontology annotation, cellular component: plasma membrane; fungal-type vacuole. The transcript has a single exon. The coding region runs from base 1 to 1266 and encodes 421 amino acids. The record is from RefSeq and is a predicted model, not a curated record. NCBI's taxonomy places the organism in Eukaryota, Fungi, Ascomycota, Eurotiomycetes, Chaetothyriales, Trichomeriaceae.
AUGCCAGCACAAGCACAUCUACAACUCAAUCUCUCGGGCACAGCGUUCAAACACUCUCUCCAGUCUCUGAGAUCUACGUCAAUACCACCUGGAUCCUACAAGCAAUACCGUUUCGAUCAUCCACAUAUCUCAGCUUCCACAACAUACAACGCAUCCUCCGCAGCAAUGGUGUCUGCCAGCGAUUUCACUGCUGUCUGUAAUGCAACGAUCGCCGAAUCCGAACUUUGCACACCUCAAACAUGCUGUCUUGCGCAGGGUGAGGUACAAUACAUCCCAUCCCUGGCAGGCAACUCUCUCUUCGCAGCUAUAUUCGGUCUGACAUUGGUCGCUCAACUCAUACUAGGCAUAAGAUACAAGAUCUGGUCAUUCUGUGUAUGGAUGGCCUUCGGACUCAUUGGAGAGAUCGUCGGCUAUAUUGGACGAAUCAUGCUCAACAACAACAUCUUCUCGUUCACCGCUUUCCUCACCUAUCUCGUCCCGCUCACAAUCGCGCCAGCAUUCAUCACAGCGAGCAUGUACCUAUGCCUAGCACGACUGAUCCACGUCCUCGACCCAAAACUGCAAUACUCCAGACUCAAGCCAAUGACAUACACGUGGAUCUUCGUCACAUUCGACAUCAUCUCUCUCAUCCUGCAGGGAGCAGGCGGUGGUGUCGCUGCAACCGCAGAAGAUGAAGCAGGUAGCGACAUGGGCGUCAACAUCAUGAUCGCAGGUCUAGCAUCCCAAGUCGCAUCCAUCGUCAUCUUCAUAGCUCUCUGCAGCGACUUCGCCUACCGCCUCUACCGCGGCCACGGCUCUCCCUCCAAGCGAGACCUCUUCAGACUUUCAGCCACCUCCCACAACACCCAAACCGCCACUGUAGUACCCACAGACGACUUCCGCAGCACAUCCUACUCAACCCUCUCCCCCAACUCCUCCCCUCUGCCAACCACAACUUACUCCUACACCCUCAUCAAACACAGCCGCAAAUUCCGCGCCUUCAUCGCCGCCCUUACCUUUGCCGUUCUCUUCAUCCUCAUCCGCUCUGCCUACCGCCUCGCCGAGCUCCAGGAGGGUUUCGAUGGCAAGCUCGCCAACGAAGAAGUCACGUUUAUGAUCCUGGAGGGUCCGAUGAUCAUCCUUGCCUGUCUGCUUUUGACGCUUUGUCAUCCUGGACUGGUGUUUAGGGGCAUGUGGAGCAUGAAGGAGUUUGAGAGGGUGAGUGCGGCUGUGGGGUAUGAGGAGCGGAAGUUGGGGAUGGGGAGUGAGGAGGGGUUGGGUGUGUGA